GUCUAAUCUCUACUAUCCACACCUGCGAUCCGUUACAACAAAGAACGGCUGUGCCCGGCUGUUCGUACCUGAUCUUCAACGCCAUAGGUUGUUGUCUAGCAACAAGGACGAAAUGGCUUCUCAGGAUGACCUGGCCAAGGGUCUAACGGGAGAGCUUUUUGAAGUUUCAUUAGACGAAGGCAUCAUUCGAGAGAGAAACGACCCCCUCGAUGAAGUUCAGCGCAGUGUAAUCACUGAUCGGGGCACUACCAGCCCCUACAAAGUCCAGGCGUUGCUUAGUGCUUGUAUCCAUGGAACGCUGGACUCAGUGUCCAAGACCCCCGCCUCGCUGAUUAUUGUCGAUUACCAACUCGAAGCCUUGAACGAGGGUAGCAUGUUCACAAGUGCAACCACUAGCUAUACCUUUUCUGAAUAUACGGGAUCGCAUCAAGUUGGUGGCGAACCAGCUUCGUCCCCGGCUGUGCUCGCCUACGGCCCGUUUGAAUACAUGGCCGAGCUCCGUCAGUCGACGGCAAAUGAGCGUAACAAGAACAGCCAAGAGCUACAGAUCAAUCCCCAGGUAAAUGGUAUUAGUGCAGCAAACAUCACUUUCGGCCAUGAAAGCGAGUCUACCCACGAACAAAAGUACUUUGAACGGGGCAGAGCCGGGCGACACUUUAGCAAUGGCCGAGCGCAUACGGUGUGGUGGGAUCUCGUAUACAACAAGAGCCAGAAGCUUUCUAUCACACCAAAGUUUCGCGUCGCUAUGCUUGUUGAGCGCAAGAGCGAUUCCAAGUUUCAGGCCGUUUUCAGGAUUGCAGCCCAUGGCGGUUUCGGCGACAAGGUUCAGGAGCUCAAGAACCGUUGGUUGUAUAAGACAGCCAUUGAUGAUCCCAUCGUCUUCGACCCUGCCAAACCGGCCAUGGGAAACUUGCAGGGCGUAGAUCCUAUGAACUUGGGCUUACUUAGGAAGCGAGAGAGGCUUGAGGCUCUGGUGUCGGUGCCUAGACUAGACGCUAUCAUCCCCCCAGCUGCUCAAACGUAAGCGUCUGCUUCUACAUGAUCUCAUCGUCUACUUUCUUGGAUUUAUG
Trichoderma harzianum CBS 226.95 is the source of this 1070-nucleotide messenger RNA. RefSeq lists its product as hypothetical. The record is from RefSeq and is a predicted model, not a curated record. The transcript has 2 exons. Bases 113 to 1024 code for a protein of 303 amino acids. Lineage: Eukaryota; Fungi; Ascomycota; Sordariomycetes; Hypocreales; Hypocreaceae.